Messenger RNA from Prorocentrum cordatum, 402 nucleotides. The record is from the annotation of a GenBank genome assembly. Lineage: Eukaryota; Dinophyceae; Prorocentrales; Prorocentraceae.
AUGGGCUCCGCGGCGGAGGCGCUGGACGACGCCGAGGCCGAGGAGGCCGAGGAGGCCGAGGAGCACUCGGAGGACACUCCAGCGCCCACUGCAGGAGAGCCCCCCGCGCCGGCGGCCUCUGCGUCGGAAGACGGUGCCGACGACGGCGAGUACCAGUUCGUCGGCUGGGAGACGCCCUCCGGGGCGCGAGACGCCUGCCAGAAGGUCGGGCGGCUCGCCAUGCCGAAGACGGACCAGGAGAAGAAGGGCGUGCUGCAGGCCGUCAAGAGGGCCAUCGCCGCCGGCGACAUGGAGGACGGCUGGCCCCGGAACGCCGUCUGGCUCGCCGGCAGGUGGAACACCUCCUCUGAGAAAUGGGAGUGGGACGAUUCCACUGACAUUCCAGAGCUCGCUGGGCAGAAG